GCGCCGGGGGGAGGCGGGCCAAGUCCGGCGGCCGGCCGCUGCCUCCUCCCGGGCAGCCGCGGCCUUUUCCACCCCCGCCGCAGUUCGGGGCAGGGCUGAGGCCGUCGCGGGGGAGCGUUGGCGGAGGACUGAAUCGUGUCUCUGUGCAUAGGUGGGCCCGAUGUCGAUUCGCCGGCCGGGCGAGGGGCAGCGCGGCGGUUCCUAGCUGAUGCUGAAGAGGCGGCCCGGGGCCGGCAGCCCUCCUGCAGCCGUCGAGGCCCUGUGCGGGCGCGGGGCGGGAGACAUGGACUUGACAGAACCCGCGGGUGCGGACCUUUCGGGCGAUGGGCCCGCGGCUAGCCGCCUUCGGUGCGGGGAGGAGGAGCCGGAGAAGGAGGGAGAUGAUGCGGGAGGGAAGAGCGGCGGCAGCUCCUGGGAGCAGAGCCUGAAUCCCGAGCUGCAGCAGGGAUACCGCAUCUUGCGCGAAUUUCUCAUGGAGAAGUACCGACCGCUGACAGCACCGUUUUUGAAGCCCCUCGCGGAUCAGGCAACCGUCAGGGAAGAAGGAGCAGGCUCCCUCUCGGGUCGUAACAGCAGUCACUCCUUUCAGCAGUCACCAGCUGGAAUGUGGCUGUUGAAGAUGGAAGAGAAAUUUUCCAGUGGGCAGUACACAGGAAUAGAAGAUUUUGUGGGUGACUUCCGGCUAAUGCUGGAGACAUGUUACCGGCUGCACGGUGUAGAUCACUGGCUCUCCAAACAGGCCCAGAAGCUGGAGAUGAUGCUGGAACAGAAGCUGGCGCUGCUGUCCCGGCACUUAAGGGAGAAGACAUCAAUAGCUGUAACAUCUAGAGGAUGCUAUGGGCUGGAAGAUGAGAAAGGAACGGCAUGUGUUUCAACAAGACGUCGUUCCACGCCUCGCAAUUUAGUAGGCUUGUCAACGGGCAUGUUUGAGUCUGUGAUGGUUCAGGUUCUAAGACAAGAGGAACAGCUGAGAGCAAAAGAGGAAAAGAGGCUGAGAGAACAAGAAAGAAAAGAAGCAGAAGAAGCUAGUCAGAAAGAAAUAGAAGAAUGGGAAAAGUCACUUUUAGCUCAAGCAGCACCUACAAGGAUGGAGACAAUGUGGGAGAUUCCAGCUAUUGGUCAUUUUCUUUGUUUAGCACAACAGAUCUUAAAUUUACCUGAAAUAGUAUUCUAUGAAUUGGAACGUUGUCUUCUGAUGCCUCAGUGUAAUGCUUUUUUAUCUAAAAUAAUGACUUCUUUGUUAAGUCCUCCUCAUCGCAGAUCUACUUUACAUCGCAGGCCUACGCUUUCUUACAGGGCUUGGGAAGCAGCACUAAGACAGAAAGUACAACACUGGUAUACUGUUGUAGGGCAGACUGACAAUCCUAAUAGCUCUGCAGAAAAACUUGGAUUGUGUCCUCAGUUUUUCAAAGUCCUUGGAGAAGUUAAUCCCUUGGAGGAAAAAUCAUUUCAUGAGCUACCAUUCUACCAAAAAGUAUGGCUGCUGAAAGGUCUUUGUGAUUUUGUGUAUGAAACACAAAAGGAUGUCCAGGAUGCAGUGCUAGGUCAGCCUAUCCAUGAGUGCCGAGAAGUUAUUCUUGGUUAUGACUACUUGGAGAAUGCAUAUGUUCAUUUUCCACAGUUCUGUGGUGCAGACGUUCGGAUUUACAAACAAAAACCUUUUCAAGCUCCUGAAUUCCCGUCUCCUCCCAUUAAAGUUAAAAAAGUGUCACGUAUUAAAUCGGAGAAAGCAAAACAUGAAUAUGUAAGCAAAAGUAAUGGGGAGGUCAGCUCUGGUGGUAAAGAAGAGCUGCUACAUCAUUCCAAGACAGAAACAGAGGAAAGUAUGGGCUCCAUUGUUAUCUGUCCAGAAAAAACCCCACAUUUAGGUAGCUUUAGAGUCACUACAGAGGAGAUUAAGAUUAACUGUGAAAUCAAGACCUCAAGAGUCAGCAACAUCAAAAAAACUGGUUGCUAUAAAGAGAAUGUGAGGAAUUUGACUAGUUCGGGAGAGAUUGCUAGUAUGGGUGGUCACCCUAGUUCAGGAGAAAUAAGGGCUGUGGAGAAUAGACAAGGUUGUGCUGAAAUGACCAGAGUAAAAGCUGAGAUCAGUCCAUUCAAGGAGAACACACUGAACGCUUGCCAAAUGCAUGUCAAUGGCACUCAUUAUGACAACCAAGACAUAAAUUACCAUGAAUCUGCUAAAGAAGCAAUGCUAGAGAACUCACUACGAAAUCAUAAGAAAAUAAAUAAGCUGCGGGCAAAAAAGAAGAAAAAGAAAAAAAAGAAGUUGAAGGAUAUCCUAAAUGAAAAUCUACAGAGAAAGCUUGAUGACUUGCAAAGAAAGCGUGAGAUUCAUCUUCAUCCGUUCAAAUCUUACAAAUCUGAGAUCCAGAACAAGUUGUUCAUAAUUAAAAAGAAAGCAAAACACAAGAAGCACAAGUCAGGAAAAAAAUCGGUAUCUAAAAAAGCAAUCACAAAGAAGAGGAAAGGUGUCACAAAGUCUACCAUACCAGAAUUUCAGCUUAUUUGCACUAAUCUUGAUGAACUCAGGGAAUUAAUCACAAAGAUUGAGAAUGAACUCAAAGAUCUGGAGGACAUUAAAAAGAAAUCGGGAAGAUGGUACCACCGGAAGCAAGCAGUGAAGGAACUGCAUGGUACAUUGAUACGACUGCUUAAUGAACUGUUACCAUGGGAACCAAAGCUAAUGAAAGCAUUUCAAAGAAACAGGUCUAGAUUGAAGAAGGACUAUGAUGACUUUAAAAGACAUCCAGACCAUGAUAAAUUUACCAGAGAAUUGUGGAGUAAUGAUGAAAGUGAAGUUGAUUCUGGCAAAGAUUCUUUUGCAGUAGUAUGUGGUAAAUCUUCAGAGUCUGCAGAACAUGUGGAAGUUCCCAAAAAAGAUCACCUAGACACUGAUGAAAUGAAACUAUUAGAGAUGAAUUUACCUGCAGGAAAAAACAGAAUUCUGAAAAAAGAAUCAACAUCUAAAGAAAUACAGAAGACACUACCCAAAUGUGUUAAACGACAGUCCAAGCAAAAUAGUUGUCUGGAUCAAAGCACUAACGAGAUUUCACCAAGGAAGAAAGCUAAGCUGAGCACUAAUGAGGCUGGGAUCCAGGGUUCAGAAAGUAGCUUGCAGCCAGAUGGUUGUUUAACUGAGGCGAAACAAUUUGAAGGGUCGACUGUAGAAUCGCUUUCCUUGACAGAUCCUGCAACAUCAGUAUCAAAUUUUCUGAAAGGGACCAAACCCAUCCAGGCCUUGCUUGCCAAGAAUACCGGGAACAAAGUGACCUUAACAAAUCAACUGUCACCUCCCCCAGGCAUAAAUGUGUCUACUUCUGAAAAGCCAGUUAUAUCACCUUCGGAAUCAUCACUAAUAAAACCAGCAUUGCCCUGCCAGACCAGUUCAAAGACUCCUUUACAAAUGGUAUACAAAAUGCCAAAUGGCCACUGUGUACCAGUAGACCUUCACAACAGCUCUGUGAAAAUUCAAAUGCAACCUGUGAUUGACCCUAAAACUGGAGAAAAAGUCAUGCAACAAGUUCUAAUUUUACCUAAGAAUUUUCUUAUUCAGCAGAAGGAAGGAAAAAUGGUUUCCAAGGACAUUCAGUCACUACAACAAAAAUCACCUGAGAUGCACUAUAUAACUUUACCAGAAAUAUCAAAUGUCAGUGUUUCUUUAACACCUGUACUGGUAACAGGCCCUGCAAACGCCACUGCUCAGUCACCUAGUACAAUUUUUAACAGCAAUAUUACCCACUUGUCACAAGUGACUGUCCCCAUGAACACUACACAACCACUGCCUGUUGUAACUUCAGCAAGUAACUUAUUAUCAUCAACAAAUAAGGUAGGCCAAACUGAAACUGACAAAAUCAAGACUAUGGUUUCAACUGCCACAUUUGCAGUGUCUUUGACUUCACCUACUCUUCCCACAGCUAGCCGGUCUUUGAUAUCAGCAACGGCAUUAAGUGGGUCUAUAAACACUGCUUCUGCCUGUCAUAGUCUUGCGUCACAGCAGACAGCUGACUCCUUUGAAACUAGGCAAGAGCUGAAGACAGUGUGUAUAAGAGAAUCACAGUCUAUUCUGGUCACAACACGAGGUGGAAACACAGGAAUUGUUAAAGUGCGAACAAACCCAGACCAGAUUUCACCUAGUGGUUUAUCUUCUAGUUCAGUUUUCACUUAUGCACCUCAAAUUCAGGCCUUUCUUGUGCCAAAAACCACAGCAUUAUCAUGCUCUACUCUUUCAUCUGUAGCAACAGCCACCUCUGGUCUCCCACAUAUUGGACAAUCGUCUCUUUCUGGGUUUGCUCCCUCAACAGCUUCUUCUGUUAACAUUCCAGCUUUCCCAGCUGAUUUUACCCAGGCAAUGGAGAACAAUAUCAAAUUCACGUUACAGCAGCCUGCUGCUGGGGGCACUUUUGGUCAAGUAAUAGAGAACUCCUGCUACGUGUCGUCUCCUCCUUUAUCCUCCAUUUCACUGGCUAGCAAUUUGAUUUCAGCAACUCUAAACAGCCCUGUUAGUGGGACUAGCGUUGGACAAAAUAACACUGUCAUAACUCCAAAUUCUUCUGUGCAGCAACAAGGUGAUACUAAAACUAAAACAAAUCCUGUUAUGCAAUCUGAGUCUAAUGCAGCAAUAAAUGGAGAUUUAAUCGGUGGUACUCCAGUCCAGAAACUUACAUUAGUCACAAAUCCACCUAUUUUGUCACCUUGUGGGGCAUCAGGAGUCAGUAUUAUACCGUCUCCAGGAUCCACUGCUGUUAAUGCUCAGAAGUUGGUUUUCAUUAACACACAAAUUGCCAGUGGCCCAUCAACUGCCAAUCUAGUUGCAGAGUCAUUGAAACAUAACCUUCCUUCUUCCCUAAGCAAAACCUUUGUUAGUGCCACAGAGCAACCACAGCUGGUUCUGAUCCCAUCUACGGUAGGAGCACCAAUAAGAGUAAAUCCAUCACCAACUAUUGCUCAAGUAAAAGAUGUGAAAAUUGGACUAAAUAUAGGCCAAACCAUUGUAAAUACUAAAGGCAACGCACAACAGGCUCUACCAGUUAAUAUAUUGCAUUCGGCUGUUUCUAAGGGAGAAGACAUAAAGAGCAUGGGCUUGGCACUCUCUUUGACAACUACUAGUACUUUGGUUCCUGUACCAAAUUUUACGAGUCAGAGUGCUGUGUCAGUUAAUGAGUCUGUAUGUGUUGCAACAAAAGCUGAAAAUGCCUUUACAGUAACAACAGCAAAUGCAUGUGUAGAAUCUGUUUCAGCAAUACCAAGUGGGACUUCUUCUGGGACACGGCCGACUGUCUUGAUUGGUGGAAAUGAUCCCUCAAGAGUAAGACCAAUUCUGGGUAAUCGACUGUGUACGUCAAGUAUUGGAAAUACUGUGGGUAUAUCAACUGUGAAAACAGGACAUCUUGCUUCAUCUGUGCUGAUUUCAGCAACGCAACCAGCAGUUUCUCCUCAAAACUUACCAUCUGCUUUGCAAUUUCCGGUGAUUAGCUUGCCUGGAUCUGUAGCCACCCCCCACAAAGUGUUACAUACAAUUCCUCAACUGGCAGCAGUUCCAGCUUCUCCUCCAGUACCAAAAAGCCAGUUGCCCACACUGGUUCAGUAUCAGUCAUCAGGAGUUUCAGCUGCUAUGCCAAAUAAUGCAGGUAUUCACAAACCUCAGAGUGUGUUGCCCCCUUCGUCUCCAAAUGCAGGUAAAGUUACUGGUUUUUCCAAUGUUUCUUCCCUACAAUGCCAGCAGGUGCCUCCCAGUACAGAGAAGCAAAGUCAUGCUUACACUUGUGCUUCUACCAGUCAGAUGUCUGCAGCUUCACCAACUGUAACAAGCAAGGCAGGAGGUCAGUUGAAUGAACCUUGCAUUCAACAGAAAAUAGUCAUUAACACCUGUAUGCCUUUGGCACCUGGAACUCAGAUAAUGAUUAAUGGUACUCGUUUUGUUGUUCCUCCACAAGGCCUUGGAGCUGGCAGCCAUGUUCUUCUUCUCUCUUGUAAUACAAAACAGACUCCUCCUUUAACUAUUAACCACGGUCAAGAAGCUCAAGGUGUACCAAUUGUUAAUCCAGUAACCUCAAAAAUCAUGCUAGCACCAGGUAAUUCAUUAAGUUGGCAAAUAUCAAAACAUCCUUUGAAAAGUUCUACAAAAAUUGUGAACUCUUUUGGGUCUGCAGAUGCUUUACCCAUCGUACAUGCAACACCGCAGGUAUUUAGUACUCCAGCUAGCUCAUGUACUCCACUGCCUGCAGCGACACUGUCUGUGUCUUCAGUGAUAAAACCUCCUGUUAGUGUUGUAGCUACAUCCUCUGUGGUUUCUGCUGCUCAUCCUCCGAACUCUCAUUUACCAAGCAACACUUCAGUGUUUCACUUAAACACUUCUAUCAAAAAACUGUUGGUCAGCCCAGAAGGAGCCAUUUUGAAUGCUAUAAAUACUCCAGCAUCAAAAGCUUCUUCCAUAUCUUCAUCACUGCCUCCUGUUGCUGUGUCCACAAGCAGAAAUCCUACCACUGUCUUCCCUGCAUCUCAGUCUUCUUCCCUCGAUAAACCUGACAAAGCUGCAUCCUGAAUUUACUGCAAAUGAGCCACUUUGAAAUUAUGGGGAUUCUUCUGACUUCGGAAGUUGUAACUGUUGAAUAAUUUCUUAUGUUGUUUGAAACAGUUGAUUUACUGAAAAUUACUUAAGAUUAUAGUUCUUUCCUGUUUACCUGUGGGGUUUAGGAGGAAGAAAAAUUUAUUUAGUUUGACAGAAGUUUUCAGUGAGUUCUUUAGUAAAAAGGUCAGAAAUUACUAGUGUGUUCAUUAAACAUUUUAGUUUGAAGAAAUCUAGCCUUUUGCACAUGUUCCAUCUUACAGUAUGGACUGUUUGCCAGUGUGUUUAUGACAGUAUAUAUCUCCUUUUUAUUUGUCAAAUUUAUUUUUGAUUUUUUUCUGUAAAAAAAAUACUUAUGCAUUGUAAAAAUGCAGUCUAUGGAAUAGAAUUGUAUAUAUUCAUGACUUCCUAACAAUCUGUACUAAACUAUAUGUACAAAGAACUAUACUGUCUUAUUUAUGUUUUGUUUACAUAAUGUAUAGUUUUUUAAGUAUUUUAGUAACUUUGGACCAGUGUACUGUUUAGCAACAAUGCAGAAGAAUCUGCAUAUAAUAAAUCAAGUUGCUGUACUGCUUUGUGUUGGCAAUAGUUUAAAAAUGUGUUUAUGUGUUACACCAUGGCAGAACACAUAUCUAUACAUCUUCCUACUUAAUUCAGAUUCAUCUGAGCUUUUGGAAUAUAGUAGAAUGAAAUUAUUUAAUCUCUACUGCUUUUCUUUGUGGUUUACAUUUCACGUGAUUGGAUAGGAAAGAAGGCCAUCCUUGUGAUCCUAAUGCAGAGCUGGGUAGCCCGUACCUCAUCCUUUCUUAGUAAGUGUUUGGUUAUAUUGCUUAAAAUCUCUGGCGGUGUGCUAAGACUAGAAGUAGUUUCCAGGAUACCAGUCUAGGCAUAAUGGUUGCUGUUCAGGACUGCCAUGUUUUGUCAUAAAGCUCAUAGAUCUGUUGAACUUUUUUUGUUGUUGUUGUUUGGUUUUGGUUGGGGUUUUUUUGGUUUUUUUUAAGGUUGGACUUGAUGAUCUCAGAGGUCCCAUCCAACCAUGGUGAUUCCGUGAUUCUGUGAACAGUUCAUUAUUCUCAUUUUACAGCCUUGUAUGCACUUCCAUGUAUCUGGUAACUCUAACAAGGUCACUCUUUAAUCUUCUGUCUAGCCGUAACAAGCUACCCAGUUUUAUCACCAGUCAUGCUUUCUAGUUCUGUAUUUUUUUCUUCAGUUUUUAAUUGGUCAGUCUGGAAGGACAAUCCUAAAACAUCACAUAGUAUUAAAGGAGGCCUUAUUACUGCUUUGAGUGAGAAUAAUUCACAUAUUACCUAAACCUUCCCUUUUUAUGCAGUGUAUUCAAUAUUUGUUGGCUUAGAUUCAGCUUUUGAUCUGGUAAACUCCUUGGGUUAUUUUCUGCAGAUCAGCUUAUUUCACAGGUGCCUGCUCCAGUGUUCAUGAAAGUAGAGAAGUUUUCUGGUAUCUUUUGGGACUCAGCAUAUGAAGAAAGGUUGCCCAUCUAUCAGCUCUUAUUUUAUGGAAGAUGAUUAUUUCAUAAGUGCUGAUUUAAAAUCUGAAGCCAAAGUCUCUGUUACUUACCAGUCUGAGUUUGAACAUCGUUGUAUGUAUGGGAUUUUUUUGUUGGUGUUUUUUUUUUUUCUUUAGGAACUAGAAGGGAAGAUUUCAGAAGAACUCAGGAAUGUUAGUUGCCUUUUUAAUAGCUACAACUUCAAAGGGGGAUAAAAGCUUACAUGUCUGUGUAAGCAGUGUUCUUUGACUGAUUUUCAUCAAUAUGAAGCUUAAGCUUUUGCUCCUCAUCCUGUCAAGUUUUCUCCUUUACCCAUUUGCUAUACAUAGUUUGGAUCUUGGGUUGAAGAAUAAGACCAUGGUUUACUCCCUCUGUCUUGACUGCCCUUCGUAUUGUUCUGAAAAGUAAUCUGGUAACUAGUUAACUAGAGUUCUGGGAAAGUCAGGGGAAGAAAGGCCUUCCAUAGGAACCUUCCCUUUCUGGACUAACAAAAAAAUUUGAAUUGGGAAAGUGCCUCUUUCUAGAUCAGCAAUCUGCAUCUUAUCUCAGAGCUGGGAAAGAUGGAAGCUGUCAGUUUUGAGGUGAGAGGUGGUUUACUCAUAUUUUAGAAAAAGCUACCUAGUACACUUUUCCUACUUCUCAUUAAAGGUCGUAUGUUAUUGAUUUACUACCCUGUAGUAAGCAAUGUCUGCUUGCUAGAGUUUACAAUAUUAAACCUUUUAAAUCUGACUGCAUUUUGCAGUUGAAUGUUACAGGUGACUUUUCCAACAGAGGAAGAUGGCAGAGAAUGGCAGUUUCUUCAUGGACAUUUUAUAUACUUUAAAACCAUAUAUACCAGCCACACAUUUUAUUUCCAUUUCUCUGGUGGAACCUUGGGACUGACUUUCUUGGAUUUUUCUCUUAUUGGCUAUUUUUAUUUAUGUUUGAUGUAGAGUAAAUAUCUACAUUGCUUGGAAAGCUUAAGACUAGGUUUUACUAUUGCCAGCAGCCUGGAUGGAGAAAAAAAUCUUGCAUGACAUUUUUCUGUGUGCUAAUGUAGUAGAAAGAUUUAUGCUGUUGUCAAUUCUAAUAAAGAGAAACAUUAGAAAAGCUUAAUUGAGGAACUUGGAACUCGUGCUACGUACCUGAAUGAUUUCUUAGAAAUGUUCUGAAUUAGUACAGUAUUUUAUAAUUGUUUUUUAAAUAUUUUAUAAUGUGGCAGGCAUAAAUUUUGCAACAUGCAAAGUUUGAUUCAGUUUGAUUAGAAUUUUCAUGGACUUUUAUUCUCUACUGGACACGUGUUCAGGUUCAAAAUCCUGUCAGAGAGAGGCUCAAGACUGCUAUGUAAUGGGUUUGCAUGAUGCAUUAUUUUGUAAAAAUCAAUUUUAGUCAUUUUUGUGAAUAAAACUCACCUUGCCAUCACUCUUCUCUAAUAAUAAUAUAAAUGUUGGUCAGAGUGAGACUUUCUUUCAAAUGAAAGCAAAUAGCCAUUGAUGAUUUGCUACAUAUCUUUUGUUCUCUCUACCUAAGAUACAGUACUACAUAUAGCACAAAAAGAACUGUAAAAAGGUAGGUUGUAUUGACAGACACAAUGAAAAAACAGAACCUCCUGCAUCUUUCCUUUAAGUUUAAAAGACAUUUAAUUACACAUAUAAAUAAAUACAUCUGUAAAUCAGUCUUUGAAGAAAACACGUUCACCUUUUCAGAGCUUGUAAAAUGCCUUUAGACCCCUACAGAUAUUCAGACACUGUAUUAUAUACAAAAUUUUGGGCUUACUAAUUACUUUCAACAUUUUGGUUGAUAUCUUUGAUAUUCAUCUUAGUGGAAAAAUUCUGCACAAUAAUUUUGCUUAGCUUUGAGUAGAAAAGUGCGUUCGUCUUGCCUCACUCUUCUAAAACGUGUGUGUGCGCUGCCAUUUUUUUCUAGGGAUCCUGCCCCUACCAUACUAGAAGCAAUUAAAUUUCACAAGUAUUAGGAAUCGUAGAAGUACUUGUUCAAACCAGGUGUGUUACUGGCAACUCAUUCAAACCCACUCUGAUUUCACUGUGUGACAGCAGGGAGUACGUUGCGGAAAGUGAAGCAAAAAUUCCCCUGAUAAGUAAGUGAAGAGAAAGUUACUUGUCUUGUGUAAGCAGGCUCGAAAAUUAAUAAAAGCUGGCAUCUGAAGGGCAUCCCUAGCCUUACCACAGGCUUUCCACAGAGUUUGUUCCAUAGCUGGUUUUGCCUAUAUUUUGUGGUAGUGCAGAAUUUUAGUAGCUGAAAUUGAUUUAAGUAAAUUAAUGCUUACAUUUGAGAGUAAUUCUCAAAGUCUCAAAGACAAGCAAGUCUUACAUUUAAGACUUACAUUCAUGCAGCCCAUUUUCUGUAAGCUGCACAUGAAGUGAGUUUAUUGACCCAAAAUCAGAUUAGGAGUGCUCUAUCAGACUAGAAGUCCAUCUAUCAUGGCAUCAUGUUCCUUGGAGCAGUCAACAGUAGCAGGCCGAAAGAGCAAAAUAACAGGCCUCUAGAGUGGUUAUUCUUCUAGUAUCCACUAAUCUGUGAUCCACACUAUUCUACAGACAGCUGUGACUUUUUUUUUUUUUUAAUUUAAUAGCCCUCAGUGUAUUAUUCUGGAUUAAAUUGACCAAUGCUUUCUAAAAUUGUUACGGAAUUUUUUGGGUUAGAAGGGACCUUUAAAGGUCGUCUAGUCCAACCCCUCUGCCAAGAGCAGGGACAUCUUCAGCUGGAUCAGGUUGCUCAGAGCCCCAUCCAACCUGACCUUGAAUGUUUUCAGGGAUGGGGCAUCUACCACCUCUCUGGGCAACCUGUUCCACCACCCUACUCAUAAAAAACUUCUUCCUUGUAUCUAGUCUAAAUCUACCCUCUUUUAGUUCAAAACGUUUUAGUUCAAGUUCUUCUUGAACACAUGUAAACUGCUACCAUGCACAGUGUCCUGUGGUAAAGAGUUUUUCACACAGCGUGUAAAUAAAUCUGUUUAUGAACCUGGUACCUGCUAGUUUCGUUUCACACAAAUAAUAUUCAUAUUGUAGGAUAUAACAAGCCUUUGCUAUUUAUUCAUUUUUCCAUGUGGCCUAUGUAGAUGUUUACCAUGUUGGUUGUCUUUUUUCUAGAAUAAAGAGACACAGUCAAUUCAAUUAUUU
Molecule: messenger RNA, 11191 nt
Organism: Calidris pugnax (ruff)
Lineage: Eukaryota; Metazoa; Chordata; Aves; Charadriiformes; Scolopacidae
Gene: BRD10
Product: KIAA2026 ortholog
Exons: 8
Coding region: 209-6544 (2111 amino acids)
Molecular function (GO): protein binding
Source: RefSeq, a predicted model, not a curated record